Messenger RNA from Mesorhabditis spiculigera, 2271 nucleotides. Lineage: Eukaryota; Metazoa; Nematoda; Chromadorea; Rhabditida; Rhabditidae. The record is from the annotation of a GenBank genome assembly.
AUGGCUGUUACCCAGCUCUACUACCAUUGUGGACCUAAGGCUCAACUCGGUCAAGUCGGCAAAGCGUUAGUACGGCUUCUACGCGGGCCGCGCGAGGUGCAAUACGUGGUGCUGCUGAACGUGGCGACAAUGUGCGAGACGCAGCCGGUACUCGAGGGCACAUUUGCCAUCAGCAGGAACAUGUUCGACCCAUUCCUCAAAAGUUUCUUUGUGCGCUCGUCGGACCCGGCUUUCGUCAAAGAACUAAAGCUUCACGUGCUUACCUCCCUCGUCUCGGAGUCAAAUGUGCACAUUAUCUUGCGGGAGCUGCAGACCUAUGUGUCAAUGUCAGAGCUGGCUGGAGGAGCUGUCGAAGCGAUUGGAAGAUGUGCGGUUAGGGUGGGAGCAGUCUCGGAUUCUUGCCUCGCCGGCCUCGUCCAACUAAUCGCAUCCCCUAAUGAAGAGGUCGUUUGCGCUGCGGUUUGCGUUUUGAAGAGGUUGCUCCAUGCCACUGCCCCGGUUCCUCUUCUUUCUCGGCUGAUUCGGCUGAUACAUACAAUUCAGGCCCCUGCGGCACGGGCUUGUGUCGUAUGGCUAGUUACGACGCAUGUGGAUAAGACGAUUAGCAUGGCGCCCGAUCUCCUGCGAAUUUUGGCGAAGAAUUUCUCGAAUGAGCACGAAAGUGUUAAGAGCAGCUUCAAAGAUCGGGCUCAAUUCCAACUUGGUUCGUUGUCGCAUGUACUGAAUCAGCGGUGCAGCUUGUACAAGGACUUGAGCGAAUUCCCGGAAACAUCAUCGGACCCAGCCCUCCGCCGAGAAGCCAACGCAGUCGAUCAUGCGCAAUGGCUGGAUGUGGGAGAAGAAGCAGUUGAGGAGGAAGAAGAUGAGGAUGAAGAUGAGGACGAGGAAAGUGACGAGGAGGGAGAUGACAGUGACGAUGAAGACGACGAAGAAGAGGAAGAUGCUGCUGACGAAGAGGGCGAUGACGAGGAAGAUGAUGAUGAUUCCGAUAAGCUAAUUUUCAACGUGGUCGAAGGCGGCGGCAUCGAGCUGUCGCUUGGUUUCCCUCGGACCAAUCAACAAAAUUUUACGCCGUUGCGGUUCCAGGUGUGCAACAAGGGAGAUGUCGAGCUGAGUAACAUUGAAGUCUGUCCCCCGACUGGGAUGAACACCACUGGUGUUACAAAGAUUGCGAGCUUGGCAGCUGGGGCUAUGACCACAUUGUCGUUGGGAGUUGAUUUUGGGGAUAGUGGAAAGAAGACCGAGUGGUCGCUGACCCGCGACGAGGGUGAUGCUCGAAAGUUUGAUCUACAGAUUCCUCUCGGCGAACAAGUGCAACCGAUAAAAAUCCCGGAAGCGGAGGUUUCAUUGAAAGGCGCGUGGAACGAUGACCAUAUCUACUCGGUAGCGAACCUAUGGAAGAGCGGCGAUAAAACAUUUACCGGCCAGACGCGUUCCCGUAAAGAUAUAAUGGUUGUGACAUUCGAAGAGGGUUCCGUAGAGGAUCUCGUGCAAACCGUCUACAAUUGGCAGUUGAUACAAUGUCUCUAUAUGUGGGUCCGAGUUAUAGGCAAGAGCCACGACGUUGAGGGUGCCGAUGCACUGAAUGAACUCCAUUACCCCUUGACGCAAGUGGUCGUUGCGACACUAAACGCUUCGGCUCAACAAGUGGAAGAGGCUGGAUGGCGUCAAGCUGCUGCAGACACCUUGUUCAAAAUACUGCUCCAGGCGGCUCAUAUCUUAUCGAGCAGCCCCGCUUUUCCGGAUGCCACCCUGAUUGCCAGCCAUCAGAUCCGAAGUUUCUGCAAGAAUUGUCGCAGCCCGGACAUCAGUCGUUUGUUCAAGGCGCUCAACGACAAGAUCCGCGAGCACUCGAUAUGGGUUUUGGAGAAGAUGAGCACGCGUGGCAUUGACCUGGCCGAGCCCUUGACCCUACUUCGCGCUCGACAAGCUCUCGCCGACCCAGCAAGCCCCAUCGUCAUCUACCACAAUCAGUUCGCCCGUAUUUGGAAGAUGAGAGCGGCCGCCCUGCAAAGGAACGACACUCUGGCCGCGAAGAAAGCGACUGCCAAGGCGGCACCUAAAGAGGAAUCUGAGGAACCAGAAGAUGUAAAGCCGACGAUAACGAGCAAGCAGAAGAAGAAGCAACAAAACGGCCAUGACGAGGCGGAACCCGUUGCCGUCAAAGGAAAGAAGGUGAAGAAGGCGAAAAAGAAGAAGUUGAAUCCGAGCGCCGCCAAGGGAGACUCAAUCGACACCGUGCUCGACCUCCGCAACAUGGAUUGGUCCGAU